This is a messenger RNA of Drosophila kikkawai, 645 nucleotides long. It is a transcript of the gene Blos1, whose product is annotated as biogenesis of lysosome-related organelles complex 1 subunit 1. Gene Ontology annotation, cellular component: BLOC-1 complex. Lineage: Eukaryota; Metazoa; Arthropoda; Insecta; Diptera; Drosophilidae. Gene Ontology annotation, biological process: endosomal transport. The record is from RefSeq and is a predicted model, not a curated record.
GCUCAUCUCCAGCAAAACAGCUGAUCUCAUUUUGUUGACAAAAAUUGUUUUUCCCAGAAAUUGUUUAAAAAUGCUAACUUCCAUGGUUAAAGAACACCACAAGGAGCAGGUGAAGCGAAAGCAAGAGCAGGAGGUGCGUAGAAAGGAGGCUAUUGAAGCCUCUAAUGAGCUCACCCAGUCCCUGGUAGACACCCUGAAUGUGGGGGUAGCCCAGGCCUAUCUGAACCAGAAGCGCCUAGAUGCCGAGGCCAAGCAGCUUCAUAUGGGAGCCACCAAUUUCGCCAAGCAGACGCAUCAGUGGCUCCAGCUUAUUGACAACUUCAGCAGCGCCCUGAAGGAGCUGGGCGAUGUGGAAAACUGGGCCCGGAGCAUUGAGGGAGAUAUGCAUGUGAUAAAUCAGAGCCUGGAGCUAGCUUACAAGGCAUCGCGAGCAACCCAGGCUACGGGAGUAGCAGCAGCAGCUGGCGCAGAGGCCUCCACUUCUGCGGGGAAAUAAUAACCAUAAGCUAUAUUAAGUUUUUUCAAUUAAAAACUAGUUUUCAUUAAUUUUAUUUUAAACUUAAAUUGAAGAUUUUGCUUUUCUUAAUUAUGGAUUCAUUGUCCCUUGACCAAAGCCUAAUAAAAGUCUCUCUAAAUUACCAACAA